Suillus discolor is the source of this 303-nucleotide messenger RNA. RefSeq lists its product as uncharacterized. Lineage: Eukaryota; Fungi; Basidiomycota; Agaricomycetes; Boletales; Suillaceae. The transcript is spliced from 2 exons. The record is from RefSeq and is a predicted model, not a curated record. The coding region runs from base 1 to 303 and encodes 100 amino acids.
AUGAUUAUAAGGCUAUACCAACGCUUCUCCAAGUUGAGUCACAUUUACCUUCCCCCAUGGAUCCUUCAAAUCGGUCGCUUUCGAAUUCUCGUUAUAGGAAGAGCAAAUGCAGGAAAAACCACCAUCCUGCAGAGAGUUUGUAAGACACGGGACAAUCCCGAAAUACACAACAGCGCCGGGGAAAAGGUGGACAUCACAAUGCUACGUGGACUGCACGAUAUCGAGAACGAAACGGUGUUUCGAAGCAACCCAGGCUUCGUUUUUCACGAUUCCCGCGGUUUUGAGGCAGGCGGACCGUUCUAA